Molecule: messenger RNA, 3738 nt
Organism: Herpailurus yagouaroundi (jaguarundi)
Lineage: Eukaryota; Metazoa; Chordata; Mammalia; Carnivora; Felidae
Gene: ZFYVE28
Product: zinc finger FYVE-type containing 28
Exons: 12
Coding region: 16-2580 (854 amino acids)
Biological process (GO): negative regulation of epidermal growth factor-activated receptor activity
Cellular component (GO): early endosome membrane
Molecular function (GO): metal ion binding
Source: RefSeq, a predicted model, not a curated record
CGGGCCGGCGCGGCGAUGAUGAACAGGUUCCGAAAGUGGCUGUACAAACCCAAGAGGUCGGACCCACAGCUGCUCGCCCAGUUCUACUAUGCGGACGAGGAGCUGAACCAGGUGGCCGCCGAGCUGGACAGUCUGGACGGGCGGAAGGACCCGCAACGGUGCACGCUGCUCGUCAGCCAGUUUCGCUCCUGCCAGGUGAGCGGCGUGGGGCCGAGGGGCCUGUCGUGGGGGAACCCGAGGCCUUGUCACCUGCUGAGCACAUCUCAGGCUGGCCUGGCCGACGUGCUGGGCGCCCCCUGGUCCAGCCGCGCACCGGGCCUGGAGGACACUCGACCCCGAGCGGGACAGCGUGGGGGAAGAGAGCCAGGAGAGAACUGCAGGCUGCCCAGGGCACUCUUGCCGGGCAGAGGCCAGGAUGGAGCUCCCGAACAAGGCUCUGUGGAGCGAAUCAUCAACAGUCUUGUCGUGCUUUGGGCACUAGUGCUGUGUGGUAUUAGGGCCCUGGACUUCGGGUACCUGACCCAGGACAUGAUUGACGACUAUGAACCGGCCCUCAUGUUCACCAUCCCCAGGUUGGCCAUCGUGUGUGGCCUCGUGGUCUACGCGGACGGACCCCUGAACUUGGACCGCAAGGCAGAAGACAUGUCUGAGCUGUUCCGGCCCUUCCACACGUUGCUGCGGAAAAUAAGGGAUUUGCUGCAGACCCUGACCGAGGAGGAGCUUCACACGCUGGAAAGGAAUCUCUGCAUUUCCCAAGACGUGGAGUUUCCCAUCCGGGCAGACGCCCAGGCGCCCCCAGCCCUGGCGCCCGCCUUUCCCUCACCCCUCCCCGCCGAGGAAAUGCUCUCAGCCAAGGCCAAAAGCCAGGAGGGGGAGCUGGCCUGCUCCAUGCAGUAUGACGACCAGGAGCUAGAGCAACUCAACCGCAUGGUCCACAGGGCCGGGGACGAGAUGUCCUCCCUCCUCUCCCCGCCCAGCGCCUGCCAGUCCCCCGCGCACAGGCCGGGGGCGGAGGGCAGCCCCCGCGGGGAGGCCUCCCCAGGCAGCGCAGGGCUGCGGCCGCGCGGUGACGAGGAGGAAGGAAGGGUGUUCUUCAUGGAUGACGUGGAAGGGGCUGCAGAGGCCCCGGGAAGCCCGGCUGGGUGGGCGGGCAGCGCCAGUGCUGGCCCCCAGGAGAGAGGACAGGGCAGGGGGCGUGGGGAGGCAGGGGCCAGCAGGCCCGCCGAGGCAGAGGAGGGGGACCUGAGCACUAACAACAACGUCCAGGACGACAAGCUGUGGGCGCUGGGCCCCAACUCCUGCAGCUGCCUGGACUCCCAGCCACACCUGGAGGGCUGGGAGGCGGGGGUGGACGCCGCGGGGACGGCGGAGAUGAUCGCCCACCGGACAGGGGGCAUGAAGCUCUCGGCCACCGUCAUCUUCAAUCCCAAAUCGACCGCGGCCGUGGGCGUGGCCGGCACCGCCCCGGAAGCCUCUGGAGAGGGCAUCUCCCCGUCGGAGCCUGCGGCCGAGGGGAUGGACGGUGGCUCCCACAAACUCAGUGCUGCGGCCACCAGCUGUCUCCUGAACUCCUGCGUGUGCUGCGGGGGCUGUGGGGGCGGCAGGGAGGACGCCGCUGCCCAGAGUCUGCGGGACAAGUGCGGCCCGGGAAGCAUCAUCAGCGCCUCCUACAUGGGCUCCGCCAAGGCCGGCGCCAAGGGCCCUGCCGAGAGACAGGAGGAGGCCCGACCUGCGCCAGAGGCGUUGCCCACGGACGCCCCGUGCCCCCUGCCCCCAGAGGACGCCCCUACUUCCAACAAGUGCCUGACACACACCCCAGGUCCUCAGCUCGAUGCAGCAGACAGGUCACCUGGAGCGGGCGCCGCCGCCAGUCCGAAAAGGGAGCCUGAGGCUGGACCGCAGGAGGCAGGGCAGCCCUCGACGGCCAGGCUGGAAAGUCAGCAGGGAGAGGAGGCCGAGCAGGAGCCUCAGCGCCUGUCGGGCUCCAGUGGCCCCACGGCCGGUUCAGGUUCCUCAGACAAGGCCGGGCUGGAGACGGUCCCCUUGGCCACAAGAGAGAAGAUCCGGUCCAGGUUCCACGGCAGCCACGACCUGAUCCACCGCCUGUUUGUCUGCAUUUCAGGUGUGGCUGACCAGCUGCAGACCAACUAUGCCAGCGAUCUGAGAAGUAUUCUCAAGACCCUUUUUGAGGUCAUGGCCACCAAACCAGAAGCAGACGACAAGGAAAAGCUAAAGAAGGUCACCCAGAGCCUGCGGAGUGCAGCCUUAGAGGAUUGUGCCCUGUGCCAAGAGACCCUGUCAUCCUCUGAACUGGCAGCCAAGACCCGAGAUGGGGACUUGGAAGAUCCACCAGAGUGGGUCCCCGAUGAGGCUUGCGGCUUCUGCACGGCAUGCAAAGCACCCUUCACUGUUAUCCGCCGGAAGCACCACUGCCGAAGCUGCGGGAAGAUCUUCUGCUCCCGCUGCUCCUCGCACUCGGCCCCGCUGCCCCGCUACGGGCAGGUGAAGCCCGUGCGCGUGUGCACGCACUGCUACAUGUUCCACGUCACACCCUUCUACAGCGACAAGGCGGGCAUCUGACAGGGCGCCGGCACUCCCCAAACCUGCCAGGGCCCCAGAGGACUCCCGGGGGCGGUGCUGCUGGCUGCAGGAGGGUCUCCACUGCAUUUCACUGAGCGGCCGCCACCACUGCAGGAGGCUGCGGGCCGCCCAGGCUUCCAGAACGUCCAGCUCCUCCGUCCCUCCUACCCUGGACUCCCCACCUGUGGGGACCCCCGGCCAGCUGCAGGGGCCAACGGGAGGUCAGCUUCAGGCAGUGGGGAUACCCAGGGCUGCCAGGUGGCUGCCUGGGCAGGGGUGGGCUUUCCUCCCACCUGCCCCCUGCCCCUGCCCCUGCCCCUGCCCUCUGCCCCCCGGCCCCUGUCCCCUGCCCUCUGCCCCCGGCCCCUGGCCUGCUGAGCUGCUCAGCCAUACUAGAAGGCCUACUCAGAGCCGGCUCUUGACCAGCCAAGUGGGACUGCCCCUGGGCUGAUGGUGGACAGGUCCAGGAGAAGGGCAGGCCUCGGCGUCCCCACAGGGCUUUCCCAUGCACUGCCCGUUCUCUGUCCCUGCCCCGAGCCCGCAGCUGCCAUCUCAUUCUCCAGCGCUGCCCCACCCUUGGCCAAACAGCAGGCAUCUUGUGUAUUCUCGGAGGGGGAGAUUCAGACACACGGCCAGGUCCUCUGGGCCGCAGGCGUGCCCCUGCCGGUGUGUGCCCGGCUGCUGACGAGAUGGGGGGCCGGGCAGCUGCCUGCACAGCACUGAGACCCAGUUCCCCAGGUUCUUAGGCCAGGGCCCCCGGGGUCCGAGGACCACCAGAUGUCACCCACCUGCUGCCACUACCCCCUUCCCUCUGACCCCCUCCCCCCAGGGACCCUGGCCCACCUCCUCAGACCCCAGAGUGGCCCGGCACCCAGGCGGAGGCCGCCAGGGGGCCCCAGCACGGACACCUCAGGCUUAAAUCUCAGGCUUCACAUUGCAGUGAGGGUUGCAGCUUUAUUUUUAGAGAGACGCUAACUACUGCUUCUUUUAUAAGAAAAUCCAACUACUGCUGAACAGUGGGUACACAUGCACAGAAAUGGCUUCGGGGGGGGGAGUAUAUAAUGGAGGGGAUAUUAUGUAUUGAGAUUAUUUUUAUUUUCUAAAUGCUGUAAUUCGAAGCCAUUUCCAUACAUCUAUUUAAGGAUUGCAGACACUUGU